Messenger RNA from Botrytis fragariae, 267 nucleotides. RefSeq lists its product as uncharacterized. Lineage: Eukaryota; Fungi; Ascomycota; Leotiomycetes; Helotiales; Sclerotiniaceae. The transcript is spliced from 3 exons. The record is from RefSeq and is a predicted model, not a curated record. The coding region runs from base 1 to 267 and encodes 88 amino acids.
AUGAUAAUCUGUGGUCCUGGCCCAAUCGAAGAAAAAUUACCUGGUACAAUAGGUCGAAUCCGCAAUCACGAAGAUCGGUCUAUUCUUGAAAUCCAGCAGCAACGUCAUACUGCGACUGAAAUCAAAAAUUUGAUUCAAAAUUUUCAAGUCAUCUUGAAAAUAGAUAGUUCGAGUGGUAAUAUAUCGCUAAAUAUAGCGUCUGUAGGAUUCUCAGGGGUGCGAUCCUCCUCGCUAGGAACCGCUAAAUCCUCCGCAUCUGCCGAUUAA